AGAUAUAUAUAUAUAUAUAUUCGUCAUUACACAUUAUAUUAUUACAAAUUGUUUGGGGACAAUCGCACAGUUAGGUGGGAUGGAUGCAGAGAUUGAAUUGGAAGAAGAGUUUACUUCUGCUGCCGCUGCUGGUGUCCCACAAAUCACCUCAGUUGCAAAUUUCAACUAUGCUUUGGUAGCUCUUCUCUUCUUUGUCAUAUCCUAUUUCCUAUGGAAAUUUUUCCAUUCUCAAAGUACACAUUCUACGGCACAUCAGUCAUCAGCACAGAAUGAUGCUCAUCGUAAAGCUAUGGAAAAUGCAAGAGCUAAACUCCAAGAAGAACUCAAUGCUCAAAUUGCUCAAUACAAAUCUAAGAAACAAGAAGAAGAUGAAAUUAAAGCAAGAGAAAAAGCAGAAAAAUUAGCGAAAUACAUGACGAGUAAUGGAACUUCACAAAAAUCUACUGACGAUGAUAAGAAGAAACGAUUACGACCGAAUGAUUAUAAUCCGUUAGCUGGAGAUUCAGGGACAACCUAUCGGCCAACUUCAAGAUUCUGUUCACGUGGAGGAUGACGUUAACUUUUCCUGGGAAACAUAGACUCUCACAAAAUUCAGACACACCAUCCAAUAAUAGUUGGUGCGUGUGUGUGUCUGUUUGACUGAGUAUCACUCAACCCUCUAAUCAUCCCUCUCUUCACUUACAACAACAGCAACAAGAUCAUCAUCACCAUCAUUUUCCGAAGCAACACACAUACACAAUUUCCAAAACAAAAAUAAUGACGCUGUUUAUUCGAAAUUGGUAUCCAGUGCCAAGAAUAACAGCUGAUGACGUCCAGUAUGUGUGUAUGUGUGUGCAUGCGUGAGUGCGUCUAUGUUCACUCUCUCGGUUCUCUUGAUUAUUUCUUUGUGGAGAGAGAAUAUAUAUACUUAACACUGAUCACUUACUUGUUUGU
This is a messenger RNA of Trichobilharzia szidati, 933 nucleotides long. The record is from the annotation of a GenBank genome assembly. NCBI's taxonomy places the organism in Eukaryota, Metazoa, Platyhelminthes, Trematoda, Strigeidida, Schistosomatidae.